AUGCGACUGAGUCCGCGCGAAGAAGAGCAUUUGAUGCUGCAUACGGCCGGCUUUCUGGCCCAGAAGCGACUGGCACGUGGUCUCCGUCUCAACUACACGGAGAGCGUGGCGCUGCUGGCCACCCAGGUGCUCGAGUUCAUCCGUGACGGCAAGACGGUGGCCGAGCUCAUGACGCUUGGAGCGCAGAUGCUUGGUCGCCGUCAAGUGAUGGAGGGCGUGGCUGCCAUACUGGACGAGGUGCAAGUGGAGGGCACGUUCCCAGACGGUACGAAGCUCGUAACCAUCCACAACCCCAUCGCCAACCUGGACGGAGACUUAUCACUGGCCAUGUACGGGUCAUUCCUGCCUGUGCCUAAGCUCGAGGUCUUUGGUGCUGCUGCUACCACCACGACUGCGGCACCAGGGGCUUUGAUAACUCCAGACGAGGAUGUUGUACUCAAUGCUGGUCGUACGACGCGCGUACUACAGAUCACCAACUUAUCGGACCGACCCAUUCAAGUUGGCAGUCAUUACCACCUCAUUGAGGCCAAUCCGUACUUGGAAAUGGACCGUAAGUUGGCAUAUGGUCAUCGUCUGAACAUUGCGUCGGGUACUGCGGUGAGAUUCGAGCCUGGAGAUCAGAAGACCGUGUCUAUUGUGCCUAUUGCGGGCAAUAAGGUCAUUACUGGAGGCAACAACCUUGCGACGGGGGUAGUGGACGAGUCCAAAGUGGACGCUAUUGUCACCAAGGCGGUGGCUGAGGGUUUCCACCAUGUAGAACUGGAUCUCAACAAGCUGCCAAGCCAUGUAACCAAACCGGGUUUUGGAGUGUGUAAAAUGCCUAGAAGUGUCUACGCACAGACGUAUGGUCCUACGACGGGAGACGUUGUGCGUCUGGGAGAUAUGGAGCUCUAUAUCGCGGUGGAGAAAGAUAUGACGGUGUACGGAGACGAGUGCAAGUUUGGAGGAGGUAAAGUGCUGCGAGAAGGCAUGGGACAAGCGUCUGGCAAGAGUUCCGCUCAUGUUGUGGAUACAAUCAUCACUAAUGCGUUGAUUGUGGACUACACGGGCAUCUAUAAGGCCGAUGUGGGGAUCAAGGACGGUCUGAUUGCCGGAAUCGGCAAAGGUGGCAACCCGGAUGUGAUGGAAGGUGUCAUGCCCGACCUGAUUAUCGGCGUGAACACGGAAGUGAUCGCUGGAGAAGGUUUGAUUCUAACUGCUGGUGGCUUUGACGCUCACGUGCACUUCAUCUGUCCGCAGUUGUGUACUGAAGCGCUGGCAAGUGGCUUGACUACGUUGGUUGGAGGAGGAACUGGCCCAGCUACUGGAACGAAUGCGACGACAUGCACUCCUGGACCAAACCACAUGAAAUUGAUGCUCCAAGCGACAGACUCGACGCCGAUGAACAUUGGCUUAACGAGUAAAGGCAACACUUCACUACCUGAUGGCCUGCAGGAUACGAUUGAUGCUGGUGCUGUCGGUAUGAAGCUUCACGAAGACUGGGGAACGACUCCAGCAGCCAUUGACAAUUGUCUCCGAGUGGCGGAGGAGAACGACGUCCAAGUUACUAUCCAUACGGAUACGUUGAACGAGUCUAGCUGUGUGGAGCACACUAUCAAGGCCUUUAAGGGCAGAACGAUCCACACUUACCAUAGUGAAGGUGCUGGUGGGGGUCACGCUCCAGACAUUGUGACAGUAUGUGGAGAGCUGAAUGUCCUGCCGUCGUCGACGAACCCGACGCGUCCGUAUACUCGCAACACUAUCGACGAGCACGUGGAUAUGUUGAUGGUGUGUCAUCAUUUGGACAAGAACAUCGCAGAAGACGUGGCUUUCGCGGAGUCGCGUAUCCGUGGCGAGACUAUCGCUGCUGAAGACUUGCUGCAUGAUAUGGGAGCUAUCAGUAUCAUCUCCUCGGACUCACAAGCAAUGGGACGUAUCGGUGAAGUCAUCACCCGUACGUGGCAGACUGCUGACAAGAUGAAGAAAGAGCUCGGUCUACUUGCCGAGGACGAAGCAACGGAGCACAAGCGCGACAACUUCCGAGUCCGACGAUAUGUGGCCAAGUACACGAUCAACCCCGCUAUCGCACAUGGCAUGGCUCACCUCAUCGGCUCCGUAGAGGUGGGGAAGCUAGCUGAUCUUUGUCUGUGGAAACCGUGUUUCUUCGGCAGCAAGCCAGAAAUGGUGAUCAAGGGCGGUGCAAUCGCUUAUGCUCAGAUGGGCGACCCGAACGCCUCCAUCCCGACACCGCAGCCAGUCAAGAUGCGCCCAAUGUUCGGUGCGUUGGGUUCUGCAAUUGGAACGGGCUCGAUCGCGUUUGUUAGCAAGAGUUGCGUGGACAAGAAGAUUGCGCAGUCGUACGGACUGAAGAAACGUAUCGAGGCAGUUCGCAAGUGCCGCGAAGUCACAAAGAAGGACAUGAAGCUCAACGAUGCGUUGCCCAAGAUUAAAGUCGAUCCAGAGACCUACAAGGUGCACGCGGAUGAAAAGCUGCUGACUUGUGGACCAGCGACGUCGUUGCCGCUGGCUCAACGAUUCUUCCUGUUCUAACCAACGCAGUAUCGAAAUAUUUGUUUACUGCUUAGUAUUGUCGCCAUCUUUUGGCGAGUCGAAGGACUCUCCUGUGGAGCUCAUAGACUGGAACGACGACAGCGGCAUCGGGAUGUCACCAGAAGACUCAACUGUCACUGCAGACGACGAGGCUGCAACGAGACGUGCAUGGGCCGCAGCAGCUCUACGAUGUCGAGACUCUUGCGACGUCGACGUCUCCGAUCCAGAAGAAUUCAUCGAGAAGAGACUGGCAGCAGAGCCUGAACGGAUACUCGAGAAUGGUCCGUUUCGACCCAGGAAGGCACGCUUGGCUCGAACAGCUCCACGCGCUAGCGUGACUGCCUCGCCGACGUUAUGCGCUUCAGGGUUCUCGUUGCGACCAACCACCUUGAUAUGUCCAGAGUGCUUCUUCUUGCCACCACGUGUACGCUGAUCCUUGUGCACGAAGCUGAAGCCAAAGCGCAAGAUCAACUUCACUGUCUGCAUGGCAGUAUUGCGGUCCAUCUGCUUCUCGUCCUGAGUCAAGUAAAUGUACGGGACCAGUCCGUUGUGCUCCUUCUUGGCGUCAUUACGUCGCGGUCCGAACUUCCAGCCUUGUUCCAUGCGCAUCUGUGCCCACACUUCGUGUGUGUUUUCAGCCAGAAGCUCAAUUACAGAGCGAAGAUGUGGAGGCACUUUAACAUCAUCCGUCGGGAUCGGCUUGGGUUCGUAUGUGCCACCGGGUUCCGUCGCCGCGGUGCCGAACUCAAAGCCGUCGAACUGCUCUUCAAGACUGGCCGGAGGUUCCAGAACAUAACCCAACGCUGUGAUAACCUUAAGUGCCGACAUGGACGUAUCCCGAUCGUACUGCUUGUCCUGUUCAGUGAGUGCUUCGUAUGGUACAAGAUCGGGGUGGAGCUUCUUGUCAUUGUCACGUUCAGUUCCCCAUCGCCAGCCUUGGUCGAUACGUCCCACAGCCCAGACUUCAUGGGCGUUUUGAGACAGCAACUCGGCCAGCAAAUUAAUCGAGUGUGGCAACCGAAUGCGACGGGUAUCUACCGGUUGUGGCGUGUACUUGUAUCCUUCCAGUUCGCGUUUAUCCAAAGGCGUAAGUGCCGAUGGGAAUCGCUCCAGAAAAGUGAUAACCUCCUGGAAAAUCCGAUCCUCCAGGUUCGGGAUGCGAAGACGGCGCUUGUGUACCUUCUUGGCGAUAAACAUGCGGAAGUUACGCACAAGUUCAUCGAAUCUGCAGGAGAUACCGCGUCCAGGAGCAGCAAAACUCUCCUUGAUGAGGCGAUCCACAUCCGCAUCUGUAACCAGACGAUGGUUAUUCUUUUUCUUCCGCUUACAAGACAGCAGCCGCUUGAUGUAGCCCCAGCCGACGUAACCCGUGAAGUAUCGGAACCACGUUGAUCGUGGUAAGAUGCACAUCUCGUUGCCAUCUAUCAGUGCAUUGCCAUUGUACAACACACGACACGCUCGAAUGUGGCCUGCUCCUCCAAUUUUCGGGUGGUUGUGACGCAGACCAAACGGACCUUCACUAUUACGACUGCUUCCGUAAAUGUCGGUGGCGUUGGUGCCUUCACUGAUACGUACAUGGAAGUUAUCACUCGCUCUAUAGUCAUCAUUCUGUCGACGUUUAAAGCGUGACGGGACGUACUCGUCUUGUUCUCCGAGAACUUCCAGCGUGAUCUGAUCCUUGGUAAGUGAUCCAUCGUCGAUCUCAAUGAACAUACCUCGCUUUAACCGCUUCAGAAUCUCAACAGUAUUCGCCUGAGACGAAGAAAUGGGGAUAUAAGUGACCGGGAACUCCACCAGAUCCGCGAACGAGUCUGUGGAAUCCGCUCGAGGACGUGGACGCUCUGCAAUAUACUCCGUCUCGACACUCAGCGUGAAAUCCGGAUCGUUUUGGCGCAUCAAGUCGCCACACACCAUGAUGAGGUGCACACAGGCGCGGAAUUUACGUCUCAAACGCUUGCGCUCUGCCAUGAGAUAGUCAUAGUCAACAAGCAGCACUCUCUGGAAGCCACAGAGCACCAGUUGUUCCGUGCUGUACGUCGAGUUGGCGUCUUUGAUCGGUGGCAUCUUGACACGAACACGGAGACCAUUCAUGUAGUUCUUGAUCUGUUUGGCCAGAUCGUACUCGACAUCCAUGAACUGUAGCGAGUCUCGAAAAUCCUCGUCUUCAUCCUCAUUGUCCUUGUUGCUAACUACCAAGUUGCGUU
This is a messenger RNA of Phytophthora nicotianae INRA-310, 4733 nucleotides long. RefSeq names its product urease, alpha subunit. The record is from RefSeq and is a predicted model, not a curated record. Gene Ontology annotation, molecular function: urease activity; nickel cation binding. Gene Ontology annotation, cellular component: urease complex. Bases 1 to 2529 code for a protein of 842 amino acids. Gene Ontology annotation, biological process: urea catabolic process. The transcript has 2 exons. NCBI's taxonomy places the organism in Eukaryota, Oomycota, Peronosporomycetes, Peronosporales, Peronosporaceae.